Molecule: messenger RNA, 1293 nt
Organism: Pseudogymnoascus verrucosus
Lineage: Eukaryota; Fungi; Ascomycota; Leotiomycetes; Thelebolales; Thelebolaceae
Exons: 1
Coding region: 1-1293 (430 amino acids)
Source: RefSeq, a predicted model, not a curated record
AUGCACCUCACCAACCUCCUCCUCGCUCUCCCUCCCUCCCUUCUCCUUCUCUCCUCCCACGCCACCUCCGCACACGCACACAGCAAUGGCGCCGCCUUACCCCCCCCGGCGCAUAUGCCAGAACCACAGGUCAUACAGAGAAGGCAGGAGAUAGCAGCGCGGAUAGAGGGGGGGGCGAAGCCGGUUAGGGUUAGGAAGAUGAGUGAGGAUGGGGGGGAGAUGUUUUUUGGUGAGUAUUGGGGUUUUGACGCGCGGGACGAAGAAGGAGGGGAUGUUUUACGACGGGACUACGAAUCCGAAGACGAUAUCUCGCGGGGGAAUUCCUCAGCAACCUUCUCCUUCCGCCCCGCCUUCGCCAUCCACGAGGCCGAAUCCUCCUCCCCCCGCGGCCUCUCAGAAGCGCAAGCCCUCCACCACCGCUCCUCCCGCGCCCUCUCCGCCCUCCUCAAGCGCGCCUUUCAAUGCCCCACCGGCACCACCGCCUGCACCUCCAUCUCACAACCGAACUACUGCUGCGCCUCUACCGAGUCCUGCAUCACCAUCACCGACACCGGACUCGGCCCCGUCGGCUGCUGUGCUUCCGGUCAGACCUGCGAGGGGGAAAUAACGCACUGCGCGGCGGGGCAGACGGCGUGUCCGCAGAGUUUGGGGGGGGCGUGCUGUGUGGCGGGGUUUGUGUGCUUUGAUGUUGGGUGUGUGAGUAGUGUGGUUGUGACGGAGAUUACGACUGUGACGCAGACGCCAGUGGUGGUGCCGACGACGACGAGUACGCCGGUUACGACGACGACGACGACGACGCCGAGUACGAGCGCGGUGACGACGACGGAGGGGCCGGCGCCGCCGGUGAGGGGGACAGGGGAGAGCUCCACUGUUGCGCCGCCUACCACAUCCCUUACUUCGGAUUCAGAAGCUUGUCCAACGGGGUUUUACGCCUGCUCGGCGUAUUUCCCAGGCGCGGGAUGCUGUCGCGUAGGUCGUGAUUGUGCGCAGACGUUCUGUCCGACUACGGGGUCGGUGACGGUUAUUAGUGGGGGGGUUACGGUGGCGGUGCCGGAGGGAAGCGCGGCGACGACGGCGACGGGGGCGGGGAAGUGUGCCAGUGGAUGGGAUGGGUGUGUGGGCGGGGGGUGCUGUCCGGGGGGGUGGGAGUGUGGGGUUAGUUGUGUGAGUGUUGGGGCGGCGGCGACGAGUGUGUUGGCGAAGGGGGCGGAGAAUGCGGGGGGGAGGGGUGGAGGAGGAGGGGUGGGGGGUUGGGGGGUGGUGGUUGCGGUUUUGGGUAUUUUGGUUGGGUGA